Messenger RNA from Thlaspi arvense, 489 nucleotides. The record is from the annotation of a GenBank genome assembly. NCBI's taxonomy places the organism in Eukaryota, Viridiplantae, Streptophyta, Magnoliopsida, Brassicales, Brassicaceae.
AUGAAAACAUUUUCAUUAUCCUUCUAUUUCAUAACUCAUAAGAGAACAAAAAAAAGUAUGGAAACUUCACAUUAUUUUCGACGUCAUGGCUUCAUCUUCAUCGUUUUGCUUCUUGUUAUGAUUCUUUUCUCUGUGUCUUCUUUUGCUUCAGAGAUCAGUGGUUCUUAUGAUGCAAGAGGCAUUAAAACCCACAAUGAUCGGAAACGUAAUCUCUCCGGUUCCAAGCCUGGAGGAUCUCCUCCACCAGGCAAAGAAUAUCCACUAGCAUCUUGCGACAAAGGAUACGUUUUUUCUGAGAUAAAAUUCGCCGACUAUGGCCAGCCCUCUGGUUCAUCAUGUGAAACGUUGAAACGCGGAAAUUGCGGUGCGCCGGCGACUAUGAGGCUCGUCAAAAAGAUUGUCUUGGAAAAGAUCGGUGUAGCUUAUAUAUUACAGACGAGAUGUUUGGGCCGACCCAUUGCAAAGGACCUCGCAUCUAUAUGUUGUUGA